This is a messenger RNA of Leptinotarsa decemlineata (Colorado potato beetle), 552 nucleotides long. Its product is annotated as PHD finger protein 23A-like. Lineage: Eukaryota; Metazoa; Arthropoda; Insecta; Coleoptera; Chrysomelidae. The record is from RefSeq and is a predicted model, not a curated record.
AUGACUGAUAAAGAUUUGAACACCGCUGUACCACCGCCAUCAGCAUCAAGUGAUCAGAAAAUUUACCAAAAUAAAGAUCUAACCAGCAAUGAUGAGCAACAACCAUCUACGAACACAUCCUUUUCUAUUGUUCCAAAAGACAUCAUGGCCAUCCCUAAACGGACUAGACCUAAUAUUAAGCGAGGAAAGACAGUCGAAAUAACAUCAUCACCCUAUCACGAAGAAUUUGAAGCACAGGAAACGAAAGAAAUCGCAAAGAAGGUGAAACAGAAUCUUUUUACUGGAAAUAAGGGGAUAGGCAAACAAACAAACACACAAAAAGAAAAAGGAAAGAAAUCUACAAAGAAGAACUCUAAAAAGAAAAGCAAAGACUCAUCUAGCGAAGAUGAAGAAGACGUACGAUGUUUCUAUUGCUCUCAUUUAUUUUCUGAAUCAACAGAAGACUGGGUACAGUGCCCCGCAUGUUCUUUAUGGGCACACUGUAGUUGUGCCGGUGUCGAAGAUAAUGAUGAAGAUGUUAGAUUUGUUUGCAAAAGGUAUGCAGUUGAAUAA